ACUCUCCCGUUAGACGUCUGGAAUUGAAAGCGAUGGUGACGAUUUCCGGUGGUUUCGCAGCGGUGUAAGGGAAGCAAGGCCUAGACGAAAGAAAAUGCGAACCCCUGCGAUACGUCAUUAGCCUGAAUCGCAUCUAACGGUCAUCAUGAAAUGCAAUGCUGCAUAUGCGAUUCUUGACGAAGCUGCACGGCAGUUGCUACAAAGAAAGCACGUGUUUGUUGAUUCGCAGGAAGGAGCGAUCCCGUGCAAUGUAGGGAUAAGUUGGCCGUUAAUGCGCGCAAGCCUCGAGGAUGAGAUUGGCGGUUGCUUACCAGUACAUCUCUACAUCUGGGAAGAUACGUCGAUCCGCGGCGCAGAUAUGUCGAUACCUGCUAUGUCUGAUCGUUGUUGCUGCAUAAAGCUGCCCGAAGCGUUGUUCAGCGACCGAGGAACUUCGGAUACGCAAUUUCAGCCUUGCACAUGUCCAUCCCACAACAAUUUUGCCCUCGGCACUUCGCGUAUGGACGUUGCGCUUACGACAAUCCUUUUGACACUCAUCGGCCACGUUGUGCGCUUCCCUUAUGAUUCGUCCGGUGAAGCUCGCCACCAAAACGGCAGGGGCAAGCCAAAUUUACGCGAAGCUGCGGAGACGGUCUAUACUUCCGACCAACUCUUUCCCCUUGCAAUUUGUUGAGCUGUCAGUUUGGGGAAGUGAGGAUUCGGCUGCUUGCAGCCUCACCGUUUUUCGCCGUUUAAGGAUGGAGAUGUGACGCCAUCCUUACUCACAGCUACUCAUUUGAUGUAAGAUGUACAGAUGAGGAAGAUGAUACGGCGCGGUAGAGGUAGGCGGGAACAGCGUGUAAGAUAUCUUCCUGCUGCAUAGAAAGCUGUGUAGUCGAGUGAAGGUGGAUCGACUGUUGGGAUGAGAAUCUUGGCGUGUAAGUUGCGUCUACAAAUCCUAGGUCAUUAAUGGAUCGAUUGAGUGGGGGAAGAUGCAGCUAUC
Molecule: messenger RNA, 982 nt
Organism: Macroventuria anomochaeta
Lineage: Eukaryota; Fungi; Ascomycota; Dothideomycetes; Pleosporales; Didymellaceae
Exons: 1
Coding region: 146-673 (175 amino acids)
Source: RefSeq, a predicted model, not a curated record